Molecule: messenger RNA, 2110 nt
Organism: Heterotrigona itama
Lineage: Eukaryota; Metazoa; Arthropoda; Insecta; Hymenoptera; Apidae
Source: the annotation of a GenBank genome assembly
AUGGCCACUUUGAAAAUAAACGGCUCACGUGUUAUACAGAGUAGUUGUCUGCAACUUUCGCUUGGAUCAAGUUAGCACAAGUGCCAAGUAGCACAAAAGUUCAUUUGUACGUAUAUUAUAGAAAUAAACUUUGACUGAUGGUACAACGGUUACAUGUUCUUAUUGAUUGUUAAAUGUUGAUUUUAAGUCUUUUUUUUUUUUUAAAUCUUCUGUGUGAAUUAACGCGGUAGAAAAAUAUAUCGCUGUUUUAGAGUUUAUUUAUUAGUCUAAAAAUACAGUAAAUUUAAUCGUCGAAAUUACAUUACAUGUGUAUGUUUGUGAUUUGAUCAGGUUUUAAAAAAAAACAUACUCACUGUCUGAAAGUCUUGAGAUAUUUCUUUAUUCUUAAUAUUCAUGGCAGAUGAUAAUUUCUUUAUAAAGAAUUAUUUUCCUAUAAAGAUCUUGUAAAGUAUUACUUGAUUAUUCCAAUUUUGAAACAAAUGGUAAAAUUCGUUCUGAGACUUUUCAGCGCGAGUGUACAUUAUAAAAUUGAUCGAUUAACUUUUAUCGUGAUUGAAAUACUAUUAUUACAAACAGUUAAAUAGUUGGUACAGUAUAAAAAGUAUUAAUAAUAAUUACAGAAAUGUGAAUUAAAUGUAACGUGAAUUAUAAACGAUGUAUGAAUGUAUCAUUUCACACGUUCAAUUUUAAAAUAUGCCCUGAAAUAGCACGAGUAUGCCUUCGUAACGUUAACACGUUCUUUUAAAAAAAAAGUCUUGGACUUUCUAUAAUCUUCUACGCUAGAAUCGAGAUCCCAGAAGUAAAAACACUGAGAAGUAGAAACACGAAAGAAGACGAAAUAAGAGAUGAAAAGAGGAAUGAAAUCAAAGUAGGAGGAAGAGAAAAUCGAAGCUCGAGGUUAAACCGAGCGAGACGAAACGAAGGGAAGGAAUGGAGCGGAGGAUCAGGAACGUUAAAGAACGAGCCCGAGCAUCCCCUUUUGCAUCUACUUUCGUGUUUACACGUAUCCUGCAGCCCAUAAAUAAGCUGGUGCGGUGUUGGACACGGUCGCUCGCGCACGGGGAAAACUUGACUAAUUGCGAGAAAUCUCUCUGACAUCUCUGCCUGUUCCUUUCCGUCGUGAUAUCCUUCUCCGUUGCCCCGUGUGUUUCCUCCGAAACCGCUCUCCAACCAUCGCCACGCCGGCUCUUUUUCCGCCUCUCGCGUGCCGAUCUUCCUUCUGUCCCUCUGUAAUGCACCUACGACACACAUCCCGCGGUUUUUCCUCGGCCGUUCAUCAUCCCCGGGACUAAUCUCUUCUACUUGAGCUCCGCUGACGCGUCGUUUGUCUUCCUUUUGCUCUAUACCUAUAUAUACGUUCAGCCACGGGCCAGCCAUCAGCUUCUCCCUGAACAUAUACCGGCAGUGAAAUCUCUCUCCGAAAGAUCCUUUUAAUUCGUUCGUUGCUUCCUUCCUUUCCGCGAUCUUCUCUCACGCAGCUUCAAACAAAUUGUAACAACUUACCGUUGUUAUAUGUGUAUGAUAGCUUAUCCUUUUUAAAUUUAGUCGAUCUUCACUAGAAUGGCUUCAUAACUAUCCUCCAUUUUGAUCAUACAGUAAGUGAAAUUUCAAGAAAUUAAAAAUACUUUCAAUACUUAAUUCAAUUUAAUAUGGCAGAAUGGUGCUUUGAAUUUAAGAUUCAAGAAUAAAAUUUAAAUUUUUGUUAAAAAUUUAUAUAUAUUCCAAGAUUCAAACUCAUUCUAUUCAGAUAACUUAAUUUCAUUUCAUAACUUUGUAAUAAUAUUUAUCGUUAUAAUCACUUCAUUGACACUAUUUUUUAUUAUUGACUUUAUAACAAAUAGCUGCUUAAACUUAAACCUACUAAAAAAAUCAUACAAUUGAGAUCGUGAUGGACUAUUAUACCUAGAAUAAUUUUUUCAACUAUUUGCUAUCCAGCUCUAAAAAUUCUAUACUUUAUUGACGAAAUAAUAAAUCCUUAUUUUUCAAUUAAGGCUAUUGGACAUCAAUGAUCUUAUGAAUAUCUUGAAUUCAGUGUUAUAUAAAAGAUCAAUUAGAUAUUGACAGAUUUCGUCUAUUAGAAAUUGAUAACCGACUUAAUUAUCCCAUUUAA